UAUUAACCCUUUUGUCACUGGGUUCUGGUGGCGGAUAAAAUGGCACCAACUUUUCUUUGUUGGUUGGGCGUUUUCUUUAUUUUCUAUGAGACUAGAGUAGAAGCCAAUUGGGCAUCAAGUCCGCCAAUAUCCGUCAAGUUAAAGGCACAAUGGAAUCGAUCUCCCCUUUUACUAGAGGCCAGUGAAUACAUUGCAGAAAUAGACGAAAGACUCUUCUGGCAGUUCGUAUGGCAGUUUAGGAACCUCCACCAAUCAUCAAAAACAGACAAAGAUCAAUAUGAGUCAAUCAUGUCGGCAGCUAAGACGAUGUUGGUCACGCCCUCUGAUCGACUGUUAUCGAUUUCUUUAUCUCUACACACUCAUUCACCAGCAGUACAAAUGUUUCAGCAAGUAUCAAGUGAAGUAUACGAGUCACUGGGAGGAGCUUGUGAUGACGUUUUCAUUAAUAUCAAUAACAGAUAUGUGUGUAAUACUGAAGAAUUGAAUAAAGAAUUAGAGAAUAUUAACAAUAAUAUUAACAGUAAUUCUUCUGAUAUCCAGUCUUUUGAUCAUUGUUAUCCUUUUGUUUCAUCAUUACCCACGGCUAUACUUUAUGGAGAAAUUGGAACUUCUCGUUUUUCGAGUUUUAUUGAGCUACUCUGGCCCAAAAUGGAGGCAGGAGAAUUGAGAUUGUGUGUCCGUCAUUUUGUGUUACAUAAAGAGAGAGAUCAGCUAGUGCUGUCUGGCUAUGGAGUCCAGUUAGCUAUUAAGAGCACCGAGUAUAAAGCAAUGGAUGACACUAAAGUUAAAGAAGGUGAUGGCUCUAAGUCAGUGGAUGAAGCUGAUUUGAUUCAUGAAGUUGGCGGAUUCAAUUUUACACGAUUAAAGGAGAGAUAUGGAGCUCUUGGUAGUCAAUUGGAUGAUUUCAAGAAACACUUACUAGACCAGAAGAAAGACCUACCCCAACUAAAGGCAUGGGAAGUAUCAGAUUUAGGUGUUCAGACAGUUCAAAGUGUAUUGGAGUCAGAGUUUCCAUGGAAUACUCUUCAAGAAAUAUCUCAUAAUCUACCAGUCAUUGCAAAGACUCUAUCUAGGCUCCCUGUAUCAAGAGAUGUAAAGACUGAUAUAGCUUACAACCAGAGAGUACUACAGCAAGUAGGAGUGGCCCCAGGUGACAGUGUAUUACUACUGAAUGGACUCAUACUUCAAGAAGAUGACAUGAACGUCUUCAGUAUUUUAGAUUAUCUUAAGAGAGAGUCAAGACUGUUGUCUGGGCUUGAGGGGCUGGGAAUUCCGUCGAAAUAUUUUGUUCAGAUGGUGUCGUUAGCAGUCCACCCACAGCACAGCACCUUUGCUGUUGAUAUGAGGAAUGAGUCAGUAUUGUUUAUUAAUAAUAUUGAGGAAGAUAAAAGAUAUUCUAGGUGGCCAUCAUCAGUCACUGAGUUCUUGCGUCCAGCAUUCCCGGGUACGUUACGUCAGAUCAGAAAGAAUGCUUUUACAAUUGUAAGUAAUGUACAUGAGCACGGACACAGAUUAGCUUUUUCUUGA
Molecule: messenger RNA, 1527 nt
Organism: Amphimedon queenslandica
Lineage: Eukaryota; Metazoa; Porifera; Demospongiae; Haplosclerida; Niphatidae
Product: UDP-glucose:glycoprotein glucosyltransferase 1-like
Exons: 13
Coding region: 40-1527 (495 amino acids)
Biological process (GO): ERAD pathway
Cellular component (GO): endoplasmic reticulum
Molecular function (GO): UDP-glucose:glycoprotein glucosyltransferase activity
Source: RefSeq, a predicted model, not a curated record